AUGUCGAACUCUUCGCCGAAUUCUCCUCCGAGGAGCCCUCCGACGUCCCCUCGUCGCCCGGCCGCCUUUCGACACACAACCACGCCCACGAACCCGAGCCGACUGCGCAAUGCGACCGCAAUAUCUCCGGAAGAAAUCACCAAGUCAAAUGCUCAGCACGAUGGGCACGAGUCAGAUAUCGAGAGCCCGUCACACUCCCCGCUACUCGAUGGCGUUGGCCAGUUGACGGCCGAGCCAGACCGCGUUGCUAGUAGAGAUCUGGAACCAGAAUCGGAGCUGAACAAUCCAACAGAGACGACCGGGCUACUGGACAGCUUUCAGCACAACCACCACAGCCGCGUUUGUGGUCUGCGGAAUUGGAACCAUGGCACAUUCUCUCCGCGGGCAGGAUCUGUACACAGUCGACAAAGUAGCUUCGACAGUUCAUACGCCUAUAAUGCCGAGACCUCAAGCCUCUAUGGAGCUACAAACUACAUCAGAGGCAUAUUUGGCUCGUCGGGCAACGAAAAUGGUACGAAGAGCUUGUCCACAACGGAACGACUCGCUCGAGCACACGGCAUCCGGAGCAAGAAGUACAUGUACUUCUCAUACUACGUCCCCUUCGUCAAAUGGAUUACGCAGUACCAGUGGGCUUGGUUUCAGGGUGACCUAGUGGCCGCAUUCACCAUGGCAUCCUUCUAUAUCCCCAUGUCGCUGUCGUACGCCUCCAAUCUGGGACACAUCCCUCCGAUCAACGGCUUGUAUGCUUUCGUCUUCAACCCUCUAGUCUACGCCUUACUGGGAUCCUGCCCCCAAAUGGUUGUCGGGCCUGAAGCAGCGGGUUCGCUGCUUGUUGGCACUGUAGUAACGACCUCUAUUGAUCGGCAUGGCACGAGAGAUGAUGAUGAUGUUCUGAAUGCGCAGGUUGCCGGCGUUGUCACUACGAUCGCCGGUGCCGUCCUCUUCGUUGCAGGUUUCGCAAGACUUGGAUUUUUGGACAGCGUUCUAAGUCGACCGUUUUUACGAGGCUUUAUUAGCGCAAUUGGUUUUGUGAUCUUCAUCGAUCAAGCGUUGCCAGAGCUGGGCCUCAGCAGACGAGCGGAGCAUGUCGCUCAUCACAGCACGGCGGACAAGUUCGUCUUCAUCAUCAAGAACUUUGAUCAUGUUCAUGGCUUGACAGCUGCGGUGUCGCUAUCUGCUUUUGCCAUCAUUAUGGUGUUCAGAGAGCUCAAGAACAGGCUGCAACCAAGAUAUCCCAAGGUCGCAUACGUCCCAGAUCGCUUUCUGGUGGUGGCCCUAUCAGCUGUUCUGACCUGGAAGUUCGGCUGGGACAAGCAAGGGCUGGACGUUCUCGGACACGUCAAGUCUUCUGGCGGCACAGCAAUCCCCUUUCAUUGGCCAUUCCAGUUCAAGCACAUGAAGCAUAUCGAUACUGCGCUCAGCACGGCUUUCUUGAUUGCAUUACUCGGAUUUUUCGAAUCCUCUGUCGCGGCAAAAAGCCUGGGUGACGGCACUUCAGGUCUGCAAGGCAUGAAUGUCAGUGCAAACCGCGAGUUGAUCGCAUUGGGGACUGCGAAUCUAAUCGGAGGCUGCUUCAUGGCUCUGCCGGCUUUUGGUGGUUAUGGCCGUAGCAAGGUCAACAAAUCCACUGGAGGGACGACGCCCAUGAGCAGCAUUCUCCUGAGCAUGAUCACUCUGAUCUGCGUGUUCUACGCGCUGCCUUUAUUCUACUACUUGCCGAAGGGUGUCUUGUCGGCUAUGGUGUCGGUCGUUGCCUAUUCAUUGAUUGAGGAGGCGCCACACGAUAUCAAAUUCUUCUUCAAGAUUCGUGGCUGGACCGAAUUGAGCUUAAUGGCCAUCAUCUUUCUGGCGACUGUAUUCUAUUCACUUUCGGUCGGCAUUGCCCUCGGCAUCGGCUUAUCCCUGCUUUCACUCAUCAAGCACGCUACCAAGCCUCGUAUCCAAAUCUUGGGUAAGGUUUCAGGCACGGCGAAUCAGUACGAGAACGCCGAGUUCUUCCCUGAUGCCAUUGAGUAUCUCGAAGGCUGCUUGAUCGUGAAGAUCACCGAACCUCUAACGUUUGCCAACACCGGCGAGCUCAAGAACAGGCUGAGAAGGUUAGAGAAGUAUGGGACAGAACAAGCUCACCCUUCGUUGCCUAGAGUUCGACAUGAGGAUAGCAACAGGAACAUCAUUCUCGAUGUACAUGGUGUGACUAGUAUAGACGGAUCGGGAACUCAAGUGCUGUUCGAGAUCGUGGAAGAAUACGUGAAAAGAGGAGCGAGAGUCAUAUUUUGCAGACUACCAAGGAAACGGAGCAAAGUAUUCGAUGCAUUCGUCCGAAGCGGUAUCGUAGAGCUGUGUGGGGGCGAGCGCCACUUCGUGGGAAGCGUUGACGAGGCUUUGAAAAUAUCGAAUGUUGAGGAUCUGGAUCGGUAUUUUGACGAAAGAGUACCGAACGGCCAGCGAGACCUACAGUUCGACUCGAACAGUUUAGUUGCAUAG
Cyphellophora attinorum is the source of this 2484-nucleotide messenger RNA. Its product is annotated as putative sulfate transporter. Gene Ontology annotation, molecular function: sulfate transmembrane transporter activity. Gene Ontology annotation, biological process: transmembrane transport. Bases 1 to 2484 code for a protein of 827 amino acids. Gene Ontology annotation, cellular component: membrane. Lineage: Eukaryota; Fungi; Ascomycota; Eurotiomycetes; Chaetothyriales; Cyphellophoraceae. The transcript has a single exon. The record is from RefSeq and is a predicted model, not a curated record.